Hemiscyllium ocellatum (epaulette shark) is the source of this 1975-nucleotide messenger RNA. Its product is annotated as olfactomedin-4-like. The record is from RefSeq and is a predicted model, not a curated record. Gene Ontology annotation, biological process: signal transduction. The transcript has 5 exons. The coding region runs from base 18 to 1403 and encodes 461 amino acids. Lineage: Eukaryota; Metazoa; Chordata; Chondrichthyes; Orectolobiformes; Hemiscylliidae.
UCAGAAGCAGAAUAAAGAUGCUGUUCCUUCUGUUGAUCGCGGCCACUGUCCUGCCUUCUUCUGGCAUCAAUGUCAAUGGGUCAAUCAACAAUGAAGGAGUUUGUUACUGCUCCGUGGUUUUGUCUGAUCCGCCAUUCCCAGUGGAAAAGAUGGAAUAUUUGGAAACCAUAUCGGAGAGGCUCAGGAUCAGCGUGGAACAGGAAAUCAACAAGGUGCGGCAAUACUCGAGGGCUGUUUCUGUGCACUCCUCCAAGCUGGUGAACCUGACCCUCCGCCUGGAGAAGAUGGAGACUGGACAUGGCUACACUCAGCUCGACUUUGAGCUGUUGAAGUUGGAGAUCCAAGAGCUGGAGGCACUCACCAAUCAGCUGAAGCAGUCCCUCAAUGGCAGCAACAGCAUCAUCGAUCGGCUCUUCGUGGAGAUUGCAAAUAUUUCACGCACUAUCAAUGAGCUGGAAUCGUUUGACAAACAAAACAUACUGGCAUUCCGCAAAGAAGUUGCACUGCUGAGGAAACAGCUGGCAGACUGUGAGAAGAACCAAGCCCCACCAACUCUUCCUCCCAUUGAAAAAGGAAGCUGCAAUCAUAAUGGCCUUCUCCAAAUAGGUGUACCUACUAUAGUACGAGUCAACUAUAAUGGAGUUAAUUAUAAAUAUGGAGGGUGGGGUAAAGAUUCAGUUCUACUCCCUCAUAAAAAGGAGCUAUAUUGGGUGGCACCACUCCACACAGAUAGACGAACGCUGUAUUCCUUCAGAGUCUAUAAUUCACUUAAUGAUAUGCUACUUUCCACAAAUGCAAUAACCAAAUCAUUACCGAGUUCACACAGAGCACAGGGAAGUGGAAUGGUUUUGUACAAUAAUUCCUUGUAUUACAACUGCUACAAUUCCAGGGACAUGUGCAGGUAUCACAUAGACACAGGCAGAGUACAGAGGCAGACUCUUAGAAGUGCAGUUUUCAAUAACAGGUAUUCUUAUGCGGGCACUGUCUUCCAAGACAUAGACUUUGCUGUGGAUGAAUCUGGCCUUUGGGUCAUUUACUGCCCUGAAGCAAAUGCUGGGAAUGCUGUUAUUGGUAAGAUUAAUGAGGCCACCUUCACUGUGGAAAAGACAUGGGUCACCAAGCUGUACAAACCUGGUGUGACCAAUUCUUUUAUAAUAUGUGGGGUUCUGUAUGCCAUUCGACCUGUGCAACCAAAGGUUGAGGAAGUCUUCUACACAUUUGACACCAGAAAUGGGGUAGAAAAUCAGAUUUCUGUAAUGAUGCGUAAGGUCCCAGAUAAACUGGAAAGUAUUAACUACAAUCCAGCUGAUCACAAACUCUAUGUAUACAGUGAUGGCUACCUGGUAACUUACGAUGUGAUCUUUGAACAUAAAUCACCAAUGACCAGCCCCGCUGCCAAUUGAGUAAUCAGCAAUCAGCAAACCAAACCAAUAGGUCUGGAAAUUACAGGGGGAUAUCUGGGUCCAUUAAGGAUUGUCUGUGCUUGACUCUCAGGUUAGCUUUAGAAACCACGUUAUCUACUUCUUCCCAUCACAGCUUUAGCCUCAGUGUUACAGCUGGCAGUUGUCACAACAUACAGGUUUGGUGCAAUAAUUAAACCCAGAACAGGUGAAAUUCUAAUCUACAGUCAAAUAGUAAGAGGUAGGCAAGGUCUGAAUGGAGAUGUAACUGAACUGAGCUCUCAUGGAACCAACACUUUGAAGAGCCACCAUCAAAAUGAAGAGGAUCUCCUCCAGAAUGAUGGUAACAUCCUGUCCGUGGGAAUAAUCCUGGAUAUGAUGAUUCAUUCAAUAUCCAAACAACUAUCCAGCUGAAUAACGUGCCAUUGGUGGAAAAUUGGUUUCCUGACUGAUGUAUUCAUUCAUUUUCUGUCUUUCUUGAAUCAUUAUUGAAGUCAAUCACCAGAUGUAAACAGUUUGGAGAUUUAUCUUGGAAUUCUUAUCAAUUUAAUAAUAAAUAUCAGAAUCCACAAACA